CUCCCCCGCCCGCGCCCCCCGGUCCCGCUCCGGCUCCCGCGCGCGGAGCGAGGCGCCGCUGCUCCGCCGCCCGGGCCCACGGAUAAUGACUCUCCUCCCCGCCUAGACUGAAUAAGCACCGUGUGCACUUUAAGCUCCUGUCGGAGCCAUCGGGCUGACUGAAGACAGGGUUUUGAAAUCUCAGCUAUACAGGCAUCCAGCCAAAGUCUCAAUCUUGCCUUAACAAUGUUCCAGAGACUGAACAAAAUGUUUGUGGGUGAAAGCAAUACUUCUUCCAACCAAGAACCAGAAUUCAGUGAGAAAGAAGAUGAUGAAUGGAUUCUUGUCGACUUCAUAGACACUUGCACUGGGCUGUCGGCAGCAGAAGACGAGGAAGACGACGUCAUUGAAGAGCCACCCACCGACCACCCUUCAGUCUUUUCCUGUUUACCUGCAUCUCUUGAAUGCUUGGCUGACCCAAGCGACUCCUGCUUCCUCCAGUUUGAGUCCUGCCCCCUGGAGGAGAGCUGGUUCAUCACCCCUCCGCCAUGCUUCACGGCCGGAGGGCUGACCGCCAUCAAGGUGGAGACCAGCCCCAUGGAGAACCUGCUCAUCGAGCACCCCAGCAUGUCUGUGUACGCCGUGCACAACUCCUGCCCCGCGCUCAGCGAGGCCGGCUGCGGGGCUGACGAGCUUCACCGCCCGGGCAGUCCCAGAGGGGACGCCCAGGACGAAGUGGGGCCGCACAUGCACUGCUACGUGGCAGCCGUGGCUGCGCACAUGGCUCUCCUGGACCAGCCCCGGAGCUUCCGCCCCGCCCUGUGGGUAAAGGAACACAGUGAGAGACAGGCUCUGAACAGAAACAGCCUGCGUCGCCAAAAUCUUACCAGGGAUUGCCACUCCCGGCAGGUCAAGCACAGUGGCUGGGCUGUCCAUCAGCCCUGCCCACGUCAGUACAAUUACUAAGAAUUUCAAGUGCGGUUGGUUGGUUGGUUGGUUGCUCUUGGUUUGUACAUAUGUGUGUGGGUGUGUGUGUUUGGAUGUGAAGUCUCUUUACAGCCACUUGGUGACCAAUCACAUAGUCGUUUUAUUAGUGCGUUAGACACUAUCUUGAAAACCAGAUUUACAUGCUGUGUAUCACAUAAUGCCUUGCUCUUAACAUUUGCUUUUUGGUAAAUAUUUUCAGAAUAUUUUUGGAAACAUAUCAAUACAAUUACAGUGUUUGGUGAUGUCUUUAAAUCUAUUGAAAUGUACAUGAAUUAGCAUUUUAAAGACAUUUCUUCUCAAGUGUGAGAAUAGGCAUCUUUCAAUUUCAUUUUAUUUUGUAUUACUUAAUCUUUUGAGUAAACAAAAACUUAUUCUCAGGGUCAGCCAUACACUUUAUUGACCAGUACUUGAUAAUCUUUUCUGUAUAUAAUGAAUACAUUUUUACACACUAACAUGAGCAUUAACAGGUUAUAGUUGCCAUAGUUAUAAUGGAAUUAUGGCUGAAUUGUCUUUUUGAAAGAAAACUUGAUAUAUUUCUCUAUGUGUGGUGUUUUGUUUUUCCAGACUAGCCAUGCAGUUCAUUUUGGAAUUCAGGUACAUUGAGUGUUAGUGAACAGUGCGUUCAGUAAUUCUGGUGACUGUGAUGUGGUACAGACCUUAGCAGGCCUUGUGGGACGAAAGCACUUGUCGCACACGCAGAGGAUUGAAGCAGACCUGUGAAGCUGUCGUUGGAAAACGUGUGUCCAUAGCCAACCCCUUAGUGCACACUUUCAGCUCUGCCCCGUCACACCCACACCAGCUGUGCGCCCACAAGUCCGUGUCCAGGCACCGAGUGACCCGUUAGGCCCGCCGCACGGGAGCGCUAGGCUGUGGUCUGGUGCAGGGGCGGCGAGGGCCGAGGGUUCUUGGGAUAAUUCUCCCGGCGCCCACAGGGAGUGACAGGGUGGCUUCCUUCCGUUCCCUCUCAGGCCUGGCUGCAGGCAGAAUCUUCAACCACUUGGGCUGUUUCCUCCACCAGCAGGGGGCAGGCACAGCCGCCUCCCUCCCAGCUGAGGGGAAGUGGCUCAGACAGGAAUUCUGAAUCCGUGAUGGCUGAUGGGAACAGCCGUUCUCAGAGCUGGUGCUGGGAGGCCGAGUGCAGCGCCCAUGCCCAGGGAGGCCAGCGAACUCCGCACGGAGAAGACCUAGUUCUGCUGCUGGCCAGGCCCUUUGCUGUUCAGCAGCUGCGAUGGGUUCUGCUGAGCCACCCGCGCUCGCUAAGGUCUUCGGAAGUGAAGUUAAGCACAUUUACAAUCCAAAGCACGUUCUGCUGACAGACAGGAGUAUUGCCUUCAAAAUCAAACCGCGUCUUUUCCCGCCGCCUCUGCAAACCUAAAGUACACGUCUCUCCAACGUCCCUCGGGAAACGCAGCCUGUGGUUAUGUGAAGUAUUACUCUGUCUCUCGGCGACCUCUCCUUCCGGGAGAGCUGUGCCCCUUUCUGACCAGCCUGGGGGGCUCAGGACUGGUCAGGGCGGGUAGCAGAUGGUGGCGGGAGGCUGUUCCUCCUUGGCAUUGAUGCAGGGCCAGGAAUGUCUCUAGAGCAAGACUCUAGGGCCCCUUCUCUCCUUUUCCUUUCCAUUUCCACGACCCCUUUAUUUAUUUGCUUUCCAACAGGGGCCAAGUCUGUCAAGUUUUGUCGAACUGAGCUAGAGUUAUUUGUUCCUAUGUGUGUUUACCUGAGUUGGGAGAUGAGGGAGAGAGGGUGUUCACGAGGGUGUGUGUGUUUUCACGUGAUGUCUGUUAUAGGGCCAUGUAUUGGUAACUUGAAAAAAGACCAGCUAAAUGUUUCCUGGUGUAUGCCUCUGAGCACAUGGGCAUCUCUCCACAUGUUACAUGCAAGUUGUUAGUACCUCACGAGCUGUAGCAGGGCAGCAUAACAGAUUUCUAUAUAAAACCUUUAUUAUUUUUUCAGAUCUCCUGACACUUUAAACACAUUUACAUUUCUAUCAGUUAUUGUAUUUUUGUUUUCCUUAUCUGGACCUUUUUUUUUUUUUUUUUUUUUUUUUUUUUUUAAUGCAUUGUUCCUGGAAGACAAAUGAUUUUAGUCUUUGGGAUAUCUUUUCAGGAUAAGGGCUACCACACCAUCUGUGAUAUAUUGUGGUUUUUGUCUAAAAUUGGCACAUAUAAGAAGUGAAGAAACUAGUUACAUCAUUCGGUGGAGGUUCUUGGUCAUUAGAUGUUUGUUAGGCAUCCAUUAUGUACAAGACACACCAGUAAUGAUGUGGACAAGUUAAGUAUUCUCUGAGACACAGCCAAAAUGAAAUUUAUUAUAAAUAAAUUAUUUUUGCUGUUGUAAAUAUUAAUGGUUUACAAUGUGCUUUAAUGCAUAUUUCUUAAAAAUGCACCCAGUGAGAAAUAAGACACCUUUGAAUUCAGUGCUCUGACUGUUUCUAAACCGAUAAUACAGAAUGUUCCUUGGAGAAAGUCUGGAAUAGGUGGUGUACACAGCAGUGCUUGUGGAUGAGUUUCUUAGUUCUUUAAUGCACCACGUUUCUCAGUUUGUUUUUGUUACUAAAACGUUGUAUAAUGUAUAUCCUAUGUUUACUACUUCUUCCUUAGCUAAUUGGAUUAUGCACUGCACUGUAAGUUGAAGAUUAGCCAUUCAUUAUCUUCUGUGGCAAUGCGUUUAUAUCGUUGGCUGAGGGGGGAUUUUUUUAUGGAAGGUGCAAAGUGUUUGAAUUCCUGAUUUCCUAUUCCAGGGAUCUUUCUUUGACAUUUAUUUUCUGUUCAUUUUUCCAGUUUCCAUGCAAAUCGCUCCUCUUUUACAUGCCUUCUCUGUUGUGUUGGUACUUUGAUUCUAGUGAGAAGACAGCUGACUUACGACUUGAGAGGGCCAUUCAGCCUUGCCUGUCGUUUCCGCUUCUCAGAUCUGUGAGCUCACUGGUUGGGAACCUUACAUCUUCGUGGAAUUUGUCUUUGCUAUUUCUCUUCCUCCUCAAGGACAUGUAAUGCCUUUUAUGUUUUUAGGAGAAAAGAGCAAGAAGAAUAUCUUUCUUAUCCUCAUUUUCUUAGAGAUGGAAACAAACAAAAAUGAAGGACUCCAACUAGAAGAUAGACAUUUAAGCUUAAAUAUUAGGUUAAUGGAGAAAGAGUUUCCAAGUAUUAGUUUUUGUUUUUAGAAUCAGUUAAGAGACUGCUCCUUGUACUGGAGACACUAGCAUGUUUGUAAUGUUACCGUAAAGUUACCUUAUUAUAGACGGCCCAUACAUAGAUUAAAUUCUUUUAAAAGGGGCUACUAUCAUGGAUGUUUCACUGCCAUUAGCCAGGCUGAUGUGUUAUCAGUGGCAUCCUUAUCUACUUAUUUUAUUGCUUAAAUUUUUAUUUAAAAUGCUUUAUUUAGAAAACCAACAUAAUGUUUGGUGUCAGCCUUGCCAUGUACCAAUUUCACUUGAAAUAUGACACCAAUCACAGUGGGUGAAGGUGGAGAAAGAAGUACUGGAAAGCAUACCGGUAAGGAUAUAUUUUUCUAUUUGCAACAGUAUCCUGUAUGCGGGAGAAGUUACUGUUCAGAGGAAGGCAGCUCACGUGGAUGAUGUUUUGUAUAUUAUUGAGCAUUUUUCUUACACUUUUUAAAAUUGUAUAAUUGUUAAAUGCCCAGUUUUGCUCUGUAUUUGCCUGAAGUUUUAGUAUUUGUUUUCCGGAUGGACUUCUGAAAACCAGUACUUGGGGAGAUGAGAUGUGUAUGUUUCCAGGUUUGGGGUGUGUGUGUGUGUGUAUGAGUGGUUUUGCUUGCUUUUUGGUUGUAUUUUCCUCCAGAGGUUUGGAAAAUUUAAUCAAUAAUUCUGUGUAUGUUAUUUAAAGAAAAAAAAAAAGUGGCUUUUUUCCCCCCCUCAAGUAAAAUUGUGAACACAUUUGCUUUUCAAGGGCAGGGCAUCAGUUAUAGAAACUGAAGAGUAUUGUAGGUUGUACUAUGUGCCUUCUUGAUGUGUUUCUGGACACACAACUUUUUCGACAACUUGAAAUCUAAAAAAGGGACAUGUGGUUAGGUUAUACUGUACAUCAAUCUAUGCAUAAACGGCAGCUUGUUUUCUUGAGCCACUGUCUAAAUGUUUCGGUUUUUAUAGAAAUUUUUUAUACUGAUUAGUUCGUAGCUGGUCAGUUUUAUACACAGACUAAACAAUACAGCACUUUGCCAAAAAUAAGUGUAGCAUUGCUUAAAGGUUGUGUAUUAACACCAGUUGUUUGUAAUGGGGUCAGCGGUGCAUUCUGUACCACCUGGAGUUACGUUCUUCAUCUUCAGUAAAUAAAAUGUCCUCUAACUUCA
Molecule: messenger RNA, 5271 nt
Organism: Pipistrellus kuhlii (Kuhl's pipistrelle)
Lineage: Eukaryota; Metazoa; Chordata; Mammalia; Chiroptera; Vespertilionidae
Gene: TP53INP1
Product: tumor protein p53 inducible nuclear protein 1
Exons: 4
Coding region: 226-945 (239 amino acids)
Biological process (GO): autophagosome assembly; positive regulation of DNA-templated transcription
Cellular component (GO): autophagosome; nucleus
Source: RefSeq, a predicted model, not a curated record